This is a messenger RNA of Topomyia yanbarensis, 1182 nucleotides long. RefSeq lists its product as uncharacterized. The transcript is spliced from 4 exons. Lineage: Eukaryota; Metazoa; Arthropoda; Insecta; Diptera; Culicidae. Gene Ontology annotation, cellular component: membrane; neuronal cell body; axon. Gene Ontology annotation, biological process: sensory perception of taste. The coding region runs from base 1 to 1182 and encodes 393 amino acids. The record is from RefSeq and is a predicted model, not a curated record.
AUGAAUUUCCUGCCGGCCAUUCGGGGCCGGUCCCUUGCCUGGUGGUUCCCUGUUCGCAACAAUUUGGAAAGUUUGAGUCAGCUCCAGGUGGUGCUGAAACUGUUUGGUGUUAUGAUCUACACCGUCGUCGAUCGAGUGAGCUGUCGGAUCGAGAUAACACUUGGUGAUUGGCUACUGUUGGCAAUUUUUACGACCCUCAGGGUCUACGGAACGGUGGAUGGACUGGUGAACGACCGCUGGCAGCCGCUGGUUGAGUCCGAUUUGCAGGCGGUGAUGUACGGCAUGGGAUUUACGAUUUUCUUCAUGAUAGUGUUACUGACGGUGUUGCCGUUCUAUUUGAUGCUUCUUCAUCGACGGUUUGAGGUUCUGCUGCAGCUUUUAAACGAGUUUGAUGAGGAAUUCAACCGACUUGGAUACCCUCGUGAUCAUCGCUAUCAUCACUUCCGAACCACUGGCUAUGUUUUGCUGUGCCUUACUGCAUUGGCGAUAAUUUUUGCAAUUACGUUUAUGUUACGUGAUCGAAACUUUCUCUGGGAAGCUCUACUAUUUCUGAGCACCUUUAACGCGACCUGCUUUGCCUACACGCUACAGCACGCCGGACUGAAUAUGAUGAUUUUCGCUACCCACAGCCGAAUGGAACUGAUGAACCGAUACAUUCGCGAGAUGCUGGGACCUGAAGGAGGCAACGGGAGACAGAAGGAAGACUUGGUGAUGCAGCUGGCCAGACUGUACGAUAAGCUCUGUGAUGUGACGGAGAUCAUCAACGUCGUGUUGUGCGCUCCACUCUUCUUCAAUUUCAUCAAUACCUUCUUCCUGCACGUCACAUCCUGCUACGCCUGCAUGCGAAUUCUGCUGAACCGAGCGACACCAUCGGAAACGUCCAACUCGCUGCUGUACCUGAGCUGGUCCGGUUACUUCAAUAUAUUCGUGUUCCAAACGGUCACCUUUGCCACUAGACUGCGCCAGCAAACGAGCACCUUUGUGGGUGCUGUCCAUCGUCAUCUCAACCAGCCUCACAAUCGACGCAUUAUCACGAGGCUUCAACAGCUUUCGGAGCAAAUCGAUAACCGAGCUCCGUCCGUCACGUUCUUCCUGUUCGAACUGCACCCAUCUCUAAUUAUCCAGGCUGGCGGUGAACUGGCAACCUAUAUGCUGAUACUAAUCCAGUUCGAAAUGCAGUAA